CAUUUGGACAUUUAUCAAGCAUUGGAUGGAGCACUUUCUCAGGACUAACCAGACAAGUAGAUGAGGAAUUGGUUGAGUCCGGAGAAGUAGAAGAAAACUUGAUAAAAAUAGCUGAUUCCACAAAAACAAGCGGGGCAGAGCUAAAAAGUGAUCAAACGAGACGCACUACACCUGGCGCUGCGCCUGAGACUCCCAUGCCCAUCCUCUCCCGAAACUCCUUCAAGAAGGUUCCUCGGUGGGAUUUUGAUGAUAUUUAUAACCAGGAUGCUUCACCCAGGCAGACAACAUGUGCCGAGUCUCUGCGAAACUCUGAGGAUGAAGGCUUCAAGAAGGCUUUCCUCCCCAACGUUCGCAUGUUUAUGCACAGAACCAACAUGAGCGAGUGGAACCGGCUUUCACAUUUUAACAAUCCUUUUGGUUUUAUGGAGUUCAAACAUGAUGAAGUGAUGUCUGCAGUGAAUUUGAUCCCAAAGCCAAACGAGCCACUACUCCCUCCAAAGACAGGCAGUGACAAGUGUCUGCGCUGUGCUGUGGUGGGCACUGGAGGAAUCCUAAAUGGCUCUAAAAUGGGGAAAGAAAUUGAUGCCCACGAUUACGUUUUUCGGAUGAACGGUGCAGCCAUCAAAGGUUAUGAGGAAGACGUGGGAAACAGGACAUCGGUGUACGUUCACACCGCCCAUUCCAUCACUACGUCGCUGUAUUUGUGGCGGAAGUUCGGAUACACAUCUGCCCCUAAAGAUGAGGGUAUAAAAUAUGUAAUUAUUCCUGAAGGGAUGAGGGAUUUCUUUUGGAUGGAGGGUCUUUUCAAAGGAGAAAGGGUCACUGCUGGGCAAUAUAAAAACAACAGGCCAAGGAACUACUAUUCCGGACAGUACAAUGAGACCCGCUUCUAUGUUCUGCACCAGGAUUUCCUCAGAUACGUUCGCAACAGGUUCUUAAAUUCUCCUCAUCUGAAUUCUUCACACUGGGCGAUCGUCAGACCAACCAAUGGGGCAUUCACUGUCUUCCUGGCUCUGCAAACCUGUGACACUGUGAGUGCAUAUGGAUUCAUGACUGAGGACUUCAGGAAAUACUCCAACUACUACGUUGAGAAGCUUAAAAGCAAUAUAAUUUUAUACUCCAACCACGACUAUAUCAUGGAGAAGAACCUGUGGAAAAGACUACACGACAGCAAAAUAAUAAAGCUAUAUCAAAAAACGUUGCCAGAAACAGGAUCGGCAAGUGUUACACCGAAGCACUGAGAAUGUACCGGCUUCGAAUGAUGUCGGCCGACCGAGUGGGCGCUGUCAGCAGAAAUGAGAGUCAACUCAGCAUGGUUGAAAGUUGGUUUGACUCGGGGAGGCCAGAAGUGCCAAUGGAGGUUUUGUGUGUGUGUUUACAAAGCGCUCAGGUAGAGCGCUGGGCUUUGUAGUGAAUUUUGCAUAAUGGCCAAACUGUAGAAUUCUGAUUUCCGGGUCCUUCACGUUGUUGCCAUGGGUCCCAGAAGCAUUUUUUCUCAUAGACUUUUUAAAAUAUUGAUAUUGUUUACCCAAACCCUGCGAGACAAUAUGUGAGAGUUUUGUUUUCGAGGGUGUUUUUUAGAUAUCCUAAUAUUCAUUCGGCCAUCAUACAACUAAAAUGGAAGGAGUGCCUGUCCGGCCUUUAUUUUCACAACAACGGAUUGACUUCACACUUGAACGGUUUCCAUCGGCACUCCUCGAUGUGAAUGGGUUGGGCAAAAUACAAAUAGCGUCUCUCAAGGUGCAGUUUAACAGCACCACAAUGUUUCCAAUGUCAACAGAAAGUUUUAGCAAUAUCUGGUAGAACAGUUUUCAGACAAAAUAACUGGGCAUCAUAACCUUCAUGAAUGCAGGACCUAUCGGAGGGCUUUAUAACAGUUAUUAAGUUUCAGCUAAUUUGAGCAAUUAGCUUGUUUUAAGUGAAGUAGCUUCUCAGUUGUUGAGUCAUCAUUUAUAAUAAGGUCCAUUUUCGUAAUUGUAUUCAGUGUAAAAAACAAAAGCCCAUACAACAAUGUCUCUCUACAACGUCAAAUAGGUGUAUUUUUUCCUUUUCUUUUAGUGGUUUUUGAAUAUUUAAUUAUUGUUUUAUACUACAGGCUUUGCCUUGGUUUUUAUAGUAAGACUGGCCAAAAAGAAAGCGUAAGCUUGAAUAAUUUCUCUAUUUAGUUUUAAGUGUUCAAACUGUUUAAUAAAAAAGUAUUACGUUCA
Molecule: messenger RNA, 2207 nt
Organism: Anarrhichthys ocellatus (wolf-eel)
Lineage: Eukaryota; Metazoa; Chordata; Actinopteri; Perciformes; Anarhichadidae
Product: alpha-N-acetylgalactosaminide alpha-2,6-sialyltransferase 1-like
Exons: 9
Biological process (GO): oligosaccharide biosynthetic process
Molecular function (GO): alpha-N-acetylgalactosaminide alpha-2,6-sialyltransferase activity
Source: RefSeq, a predicted model, not a curated record